Tachyglossus aculeatus (Australian echidna) is the source of this 943-nucleotide messenger RNA. It is a transcript of the gene PSMB7, whose product is annotated as proteasome 20S subunit beta 7. NCBI's taxonomy places the organism in Eukaryota, Metazoa, Chordata, Mammalia, Monotremata, Tachyglossidae. The record is from RefSeq and is a predicted model, not a curated record. The transcript is spliced from 8 exons. Gene Ontology annotation, molecular function: threonine-type endopeptidase activity. Gene Ontology annotation, cellular component: proteasome core complex. The coding region runs from base 19 to 852 and encodes 277 amino acids.
AGUGGUCCCCUCAGGAAGAUGGCGGCCGUGUCGGUGGAUAGCAUUCCCCUGGGCGGUUUUUCCUUCGAUAACUGCCGCAGGAAUGCAGCCCUUGAAGCUGAGUUUGCCAAAAAUGGGCACAAGCUCCCAACAGCCCGGAAGACGGGCACAACCAUCGCCGGAGUUGUGUAUAAGGAUGGCAUAGUUCUUGGAGCAGAUACAAGAGCUACAGAAGGAAUGGUUGUUGCUGACAAGAACUGUUCAAAAAUACAUUUUAUAUCUCCUAACAUCUACUGUUGUGGAGCUGGGACAGCUGCCGACACUGAUAUGACAACCCAACUGAUCUCUUCCAACCUGGAGCUCCAUUCCCUUUCCACUGGACGCCUACCUAGAGUUGUUACUGCAAAUCGAAUGCUUAAGCAGAUGCUGUUUAGAUACCAAGGUUACAUUGGUGCAGCCUUAGUCUUAGGAGGAGUUGAUGUCACUGGACCUCACCUCUACAGCAUUUAUCCCCAUGGAUCAACGGACAAAUUGCCAUACGUUACAAUGGGCUCUGGAUCCUUGGCAGCAAUGGCUGUAUUUGAAGAUAACUUCAAGCCAGAUAUGGAGGAGGAGGAGGCCAAACAACUGGUGAGAGAUGCCAUUGCAGCUGGCAUAUACAACGAUUUGGGGUCUGGGAGCAAUAUUGAUCUCUGCGUCAUCAGCAAGAGCAAGUUGGACUUCCUCCGCCCUUACGCCGUCCCCAACAAGAAGGGCGUCAGGUACGGCAGGUACAAGUGUGAGAAAGGGACAACAGCUGUGCUCACUGAGAAAGUCACUUCAUUGGAACUGGAAGUGCUGGAUGAGACUGUCCAGACAAUGGAUACUUCUUAAGCUGGGCCGUUUCAACAGUUUUCUUGUACCAGGGAUUGGACCGAGUCCACUGUAUGUAAGAAACUCAAAGCAAAUAAAUGGAUUAAUUGGA